UCCGCUCACGUCUGAAUGCAUGUAACCACGUCAUCACACACGUGACCUUCACCCUUUGACCAACACACUACACGGUCCGUGACCAUGACCCACCGGACCACGCCCACGCUGCGUCAGACCAUGUCGGCGACCUUCACCUACCUCCUGGCCGGCGUCGUGCUGACGUCAAUCUCCAUGACGCGCGGGCAACAGCAGGACUUGACCUACAAGAUCCGCGAAGAACAGGAUGUGGGCACGUUCGUGGGCAACAUCGCCCGCGACAGCCAGAUCUACAUCCAGUACAACCAAACCGAGUUCCAGAGCUUGCAAUACAGCAUCCCCUCCACCAGUUCAAAGUUCACCAUCGACAGCAAAUCCUCGACGGUCCGCACAGCUGUGGUGCUGGACCGUGAAACUGAAUGCGACAGCCCGUCGUACUUAACCGAGCUGUGUCAACUCAACUUUGGCGUCAGCGUCUACCGCGUCAGCAGGGAUGGGAGCUUCACUCUGCUGCGCAUCAUAAGAGUCAGCGUCGUGCUGGAGGACAUCAACGACAACGCCCCGCAGUUCCCGUCUAAUCAAACGACGCUGGACGCCCCGGAGUCGCUGGACAUCGGUCAAGUACUCACCACCAGCGGGGCUAUAGACCGAGACUCUAGCGUCAACAACACGGUCCAGAAGUACACGCUGGAAGGGGGCGACGGGGUGUUUGAGCUCCAGCAGAUUCCCAUACCCGGCUCCAUGAACUCUGACCUCGGGAUUGUUCUAAAACAGAAACUAGAUCGCGAGACCAUACCUUCAUACAGGCUGAAGAUCAUUGCCGAAGAUGGGGGAUUCCCCAAGCUGUCCGGAACCGUCAGGAUACUCAUCAGAGUGAUUGACGUCAACGACAACACGCCCACCUUCUCGCAGAACUUGUACAACGCCUCGGUGCCAGAAGAUAGACCCGAGAGGUCAACGAUUCUCAAAAUUGAAGCCCAAGACCCGGACGAAGGUGAAAACGGCCGGAUGACCUUCACAUUCAGCCCCCUGACCUCCAGCAGAAUCACCGAAUAUUUCGCCAUCAACGAAGCCAACGGAGACAUUUUUCUCGUCCGGCGCCUGGAUUACGAGCGCGACAAACUGUUCCGGUUCUCCAUGACCGUCAGCGACAACGGUUCCCCUCCCCGCUCCUCCCAGACCACCAUCCAAAUUUUCGUUGAAGACGUGAACGACAACGCGCCCCAGAUUGAGAUCACCCUCCCCACCGCCUACGUCAAGGAGUCCAUCAACGUCGGCAACUACAUCGCUCACGUCUCGCUCUCAGACCGCGACAGCAGCGAGAACUCGGUCAUCACGUGCGCCGUACAGAACGAUCAUUUCAUGCUGCAAAAGUUCCCAGAAUCAGACUCCAUCUACACGGUCAUCUUGAAGAGCCAUCUCGACUACGAGAAAUCCCAGACCGAGUUUGUCAACAUCACGUGUCACGACGGUGGUCAGCCUCCCCUCUACAACUCCUCGGGUUUUAUGAUCUACGUCCAGGAUGUCAACGACAACGCCCCUGUGUUCACUCGCGGGACGUACAGGGCCGAGGUGGAGGAGGAGAACUACGUGGGUCAGUUCGUGACCCAAGUCCAAGCCGUCGACCCGGACGAAGGCGAUAACGGAAACGUCUCGUACGGUCUGUUGGUCAACCCGGACAGCAAGUUCCAGAUCAACCCGCUGUCCGGAGUCAUUAAAGCUGUCAUGACGUUAGACAGAGAAGAGACGCCGACGUAUGAACUUGUGGUGGUGGCCAAAGACCGCGGCAUCCCUCCCAUCUCGUCUUCCGUCACCGUCACGGUAGUGCUCACAGACAUCAACGACAACCCGCCCAGGUUCACCAAAUCCAUUUUCGACUUCCGGAUUCAAGAAAACCUCCCCAAGAACACCAUCGUCGACACGGUCUCCGCCAGCGACCCCGACACCGGCUCCGACAACCACAUCCGCUUCCAGUUCACCAUCAACUUUUCAUACCGGGACACGUUCGCCAUCGAUCGCCUCACCGGCAACAUCAUCACCCUGAAAUCACUGGACCGCGAAGAACGCGAUUUCUACGCCUUUGACGUCAUGGUCCUGGACGAGAGCCAGCCCACCUACAACGACGUGGCUAAAGUUUACAUCACCGUCACCGACGACAACGACAACAAACCCGUCAUCACCUACCCCGACGACUACAACAACACCUUCUACUUCGUGUACACCUACCCUGCCGGCACCGUCCUCGUCAACUUCCAAUGUGAAGACCGAGACGCCGGCGAGAACGCCUCGGUUAGGUUCUCCAUCAUCAGAGGCAACGAGAAGAGCCUCUUUUUCCUCAAUGCCCUCAACGGAGAACUCGUCCUCGCCAAACAGCUCAACAUCUACGACGCCGGCAGCUACAGGCUCAGCGUCCUCGCUCGCGACAACGGCCUCAGCUACCUGGAAUCCAAACGCGACAUCAACAUCAUCAUCACCAUCGCCAACGGCACCUCCAGCUUCCUCCAAGACGACGUCACCGGCGCAAACAUCGCCAUCGUCAUCGCUCUAGUCUGCAUCACCGUCGUACUCGCUAUGGCCGUCCUCAUCACCAUCUGCAUCAUCCGCCGCAUCGACCGCGAGCGGAAGCAGCACAGCAGCGUCAAGGUGGACGACGACAACCUGUACAAACAGCAGACGAUGCCGGACAACCUGAUGCACACGCCCGGCAAGGACGGCUUCGAGAGUGAGAUUGAAAAACUGAAGCGGAAAAUUAAACGAGACAUGAGCUUUGGCGUGGAAGAUGAUUCCAACACACUCGACGCCGCCGAGAUCUCCAACAAAUCUUCCACAUUUUCAACCUUCAAAAACACAUCAACCGCAGUGGAGCAGAAGAACACAUCUUCACCACAAGCCCACUCCUCCGUCCUCCACAACACCCUCUCACCCACGGAGGGCAAUGUCAAGAGGGUCCAUUACAUGGACAAGGGUCUGGACAUUGACAGAAUGACCACGACCUCCCCACCCCCACGGAGCCAGGCGCUGGGCUAUCACUCAGUCAGGGGUGGACACUGGUCAGCUGGACGUGGGCAGUCGCCCCGGAGUUCGGUCAUCAAGUUGUCCGUGGAGGAUUCGUCCAGCCACUCCUCGGGCUCCACCAGCGACAGUGGGCGCGGGGGCUCCAGCGAGGAAGGUGAAGGUCACGGCCCGGCCCACGCCGUCGUCGUGGCGAUCGGAGACAAUGAUCGAAGUCAUGGUCCCACUCCUACCUACCCACCAUCCAACAAACUUAUGACCUUCGGCUCGCCAAGGUCGUCUUGCAACACUUCCGGCACGUCGCACAUGCCCAGCUCAACGUCUACGUCACUGAGCUCUGAGACUGCCCGGAAGCGCCUGUGGGGGGAGAGCACCUCGACAAGUGCCACAACUCUGCCCAGCAUGCCCGACUCGCUGGGCAUGUCGGAGACGGCCGGAUACUACAAGCCCAACAUCAGCUUCAGCGACGACAGCGCCACCGCCAACACGAUGGUGGGCGCCAGCCGCAGCACCAGCUGCUGCACCCUCGCGGACAAAACCCCCACCCGUAAGAAAGACAACACCACCACCGUCCUAGACCAAACGCCAUCACGCCCCACACAGGAAACCACACCCGCCGACAGGACGCCUUUGAAAACACCCAUCCAGUGUAACGACGACAACACCUACACUGGAACACCCACCAAAACGCCGUCGUACCUGAAAGACUUGAAGCUCGUGACGUCACCAACCAACAUGGCCGACCCGCUCAGAAACUCGGACGCCUUGCCGCCCCGGCCAUCGUCGUCUGCCCAGCGUCUGCGGCUCUAUCAGAACACUUCCGGCACGCCUUACAGACUGACCCCCGCCAACCUGACCCCCGCCAACCUAUCCCGCAUCCCCGUCGUCGACUCGUCCACGGCCCACGGCAUGUUCAUUGACAACUCCAACCUCUCCGUCUACGAGCCGGCCAACCAGUCGAGAAGCUACGCCAACGCCAACCGUCAAUACACCACCCCCAACAUGGGCAACAGCUACCUGAACCCCACCCCACCCACCUCCGCCCGGGGCCCUAGCCAGAGCACCCUCUCGGGGAAAAGACUUUCUCUGGACGACGGCUACUCGCUGCAGGACAUUGAUGAGGUCCUGGAGGACGCCAGCACCAUAGGACCACACGCCGACGACGGCAACUCCACCACCACUUCCGGUAGCUACACCAUCAACGCCGACGACCUGUGUCAGGAGAUUAACAAACUAUUUUUUAACGACAUCGUUGUCUAGUUAAAAUGUUAACGUUUAACGACAUCGUUGUCUAGUUAAAAUUUUAACUUUUAACGACAUCGUUGUCUAGUUAAAAUUUUAACUUGUAACGACGUCAUUCUUUAAUCAACAUUUUCAACUCUAAUUAACUUGUAUAUGAAACUACUAUCGCCAUAUUCCACCAACUUCUCUAUCUGCACUAAACCAACUAGACGAGUGAUUCAGUACUGUGCCAACAUUGCAUGCCAUACAUUAUAAAUGAUCACACACUACACCAUCACGCAAACAUGACAUCUGCCCCCCCCC
This is a messenger RNA of Physella acuta, 4536 nucleotides long. Its product is annotated as protocadherin-11 X-linked. Gene Ontology annotation, biological process: cell morphogenesis; calcium-dependent cell-cell adhesion; cell-cell junction assembly. Gene Ontology annotation, cellular component: plasma membrane; adherens junction; catenin complex. The record is from RefSeq and is a predicted model, not a curated record. NCBI's taxonomy places the organism in Eukaryota, Metazoa, Mollusca, Gastropoda, Physidae. Gene Ontology annotation, molecular function: cadherin binding; beta-catenin binding; calcium ion binding.